UCUGCUAAACCUGGUGUUAGGGUACCUCUUAUUAGUAUUUACCUGAACAAAAAAUGGAAGAAAUUGAUGAACUUGAUCAGCUAGACGAACUGCUACGUGCUGACUUUGUUGAAGAAAAUAAUACAAAUAAAAAUGGAACAAGUUUGCGUGAAGUUAAUAUUUUCGAAAAUAGUGAAGCUUGUGGGGAUACCUCUGAGAUAAAUGUACCAACGACAUCAGCUGUUCACAACGGUGACACGGACUCCUCAGAUGACGAGGAAAAGAGAAACUGCACCGAACGCAAGUACAACGAUUACGGAACGCAUAUUAAAAAAACUUUAGAUAACCAAGAUCAGGAACAUGUAGACAGGAGAAUCGAUUUCGAAAGUAGACUACGACAAACAAAUAUCGACGCUAAAGUCGCGCGAAAAGCUUCGUUUUCAAAAAAACCUUUUCCCACGUCAGAUCAAAAUAAUAAAGGCAUAUUCUGUGCCCCAGAAAUUAAAAACAAGGGUCCUUCUGAUGUCUAUACCGAUCCCAUUUUCGGAAUUAGAAUUACAAAACCGUUAAUCUCAAGUAGUGCACUAUUAGACAGAAUGCAAGGACGGGAGGCGGUCAAUAUGCUUAGAGUAAAGAGGUAUGUCGAAAAUGAAGAUUUAUCUAAAGACUGGGUUAUAGCUGGUGUAAUAGUGAGAAAAAGUAGUGCUAAGAAGUCACAAAAGGGCAACAAUUUUGUUAUAUGGACCCUUAGUGACCUAAAAGACGAUUUAAAAACCAUUUCAUUGUUUUUAUUCCGUAAAGCUUACAAUGAAUUAUGGAAAACAUUAGAAGGGACUGUAGUAGCUAUUCUGAACCCUAAUGUUCUUGAUAGGUCACAGAAUUCGGCAGAUCAAGCUUGUCUGAGUGUAGAAAAUUCAGACAGAGUAAUGGUUUUAGGUCAAUCCAAAGACUUAGGUAUAUGUAGAAGCAAAAAGAAAAAUGGAGAACCAUGCACAGCUUUUGUAAACUUAAAUCAAUGUGAACAUUGUAUUUAUCAUGUUAAGCAAGAGUACCAGAAAUACUCACGAAGACAAGAACUACAAUCCUCCACAAUGGGCAAAGGCCUUGUCAACUUGCAAAACAAAGUAUUUGGGAAAAGUACUUUCAUAUAUGGGGGUAAAUCCUAUGCUGCUUUACCUAAAGGUGAUCAUAAAAAGGUUAAAGACAGAGAUGAUACAAGAUUAAUGUCCCUUAGUGACUAUUAUAAGUCUGAAGCUGAUAGCUUGAUGACCAAUAAAGCACCAUUAGGUGCAGGUGCAAUGAAAGGAAAUACUGGAUUACUGCAUAGCCCAACUGCACAGAGGCUUACUGAUACACAAAGGCUUAGCAAUCUCACCAAUGUUAAUAAAAAUAAUGAUAAAUUGCAAAAUCAGAGCUUAGCAGAAAAAGUAGCAAACUCACCUACACUAGGAAAAGGAUUUCGUUUAAAAGGCAGUGGAUUUGUAGAUCUAAGCAUGUCAUACAGCCAAAGAAAUGCAGAGAAAACUAAACUCAAUGCAAUAAGGCUUAUUCAACAGAAAGGUGGGCUUGAAAAACAUGAUCCUAUGAACACAAAAGGUACUGAGACUGGAAAGAAAAGAGCUUUAGACAUGUUGAAUAAUUCAACUAGUGAUGAAAAUGAAAGCAAGAGGACUAAGGCAAAUGAGGAGGAAUAUAAAAAACUCAAGCCUAUAAUGUCUGAGAGGUUUAAAAAGAUUUUAGAAGCCACAUCCGCUCAUGGGAAUUUAAUAAAACAGCAUGAGGAUGAUGAACAGGAGAAAUACUUCAACAAACUUGAGAAAAAGGAGGCAAUGGAAGAAAAAAUGUUGAAUACAUUUAAGCUAGCUUGUAAAGCAGUGAGAUGUGCAAAAUGUAAGUACACUGCUUUCUCUGCAGCACAGAUAUGUAAAGAUGAAAGACAUCCACUGAAAGUAUUAGACACAUUCAAAAGGUUCUUUAAAUGUGCAGAUUGUAACAACAGGACUGUUUCAUUAGAAAUAUUACCUCUAAGAUCAUGUAGCAAUUGCAGUGGAUCUCGAUGGGUAAAAGCACCUAUGCUUCGUGAAAAGAAAGUCACAUCACUGUCUGCUGGCUUAUCAAUAAGAGGAGAGGAAGAAAGUUAUAUAGGUGGGCAGGUUACUGCAGGGAAAAAUAUUGACUUGUUAGUACCUGAUAGCUAAUAGAUAACAGACAUUAAUUCAUGCUGAUAAUAUUUCGUAUAUUAACUUUUCUAAAUUAGGCUUUGAUCUUUUUAUGAGCAGAAUUUUACGAUAAAUAAAUUAUUAAACAUAGUUCUAAUAUCAGCAGGUUGCACUAAAUAUUAUAAAUGUCAUCAAUUGUUAUGUCUGAUAGCACAAAUAAGGCAAUAUAUUUAUUAAUAUUUUCCUAUCUUUUCUGUUGUCAUUUUUGUAUUUGUAAUAUAAUAGCCUGCUGGAUUCAGUAAUUUAAGUAAUAUGGUGGUGCCAAUUAUUCCUUGAUACCUAAAAGUAAAUUUAUACAAUUGGCACAACACAUGGCAAGAAUUAAUUUGAUGAAACUAAAUAUAUUGCUGCGAUUUAAAUAUUUUGGGACUUAUAUACUUAUUUUUAAACAUU
Molecule: messenger RNA, 2591 nt
Organism: Pararge aegeria (speckled wood butterfly)
Lineage: Eukaryota; Metazoa; Arthropoda; Insecta; Lepidoptera; Nymphalidae
Gene: Mcm10
Product: protein MCM10 homolog
Exons: 1
Coding region: 54-2177 (707 amino acids)
Biological process (GO): DNA replication initiation; DNA replication
Cellular component (GO): nucleus; replication fork protection complex
Molecular function (GO): single-stranded DNA binding; DNA replication origin binding
Source: RefSeq, a predicted model, not a curated record